GCCCAGACCAGCGAGCGGAAGAGGCCUGGCGGCUGAGGGAGGUGCGGGGGCAGCCGCAGCUCAAAGCCCCAGACCCUGGGAGAAACCAAAGCCAUCUGAAGGAUUUAGGGUUCCGGAACAGUCGCAGCUGCCGCUGCCUCCUCGCCGCGGUCGCUGACGCCCCCGUCGCCAUCGCCUGAGGACACGGCCCUGAGAGGCCUCUGGGCCUAGGCGCGGCCCGCGGAGCCCGAGGUGUUGCCGCCUCUGCUGCUGUGAGUAAUAGGAGCGCCCUCUCCGCAGACGAUUACACAUUUAAAAUGGAGGAGAUUUCCUUGGCUAACCUGGAUACUAACAAGCUAGAGGCCAUCGCUCAGGAGAUAUAUGUAGACCUGAUAGAGGAUUCUUGUUUGGGAUUCUGCUUUGAGGUGCAUCGGGCAGUCAAGUGUGGCUACUUCUACCUGGAGUUCGCAGAAACUGGUAGCGUGAAGGAUUUUGGCAUUCAGCCAGUGGAAGAUAAAGGAGCCUGCCGCCUCCCACUCUGCUCCCUUCCUGGAGAACCUGGGAAUGGGCCUGAUCAGCAGCUGCAGCGCUCACCUCCAGAAUUCCAGUAGCUGCAACAUGAGAGAGCCUGAGAAUGACCAGCGCAAUAACAUAGACUGGUCCCGUGGCUUGGAGAAGAAAGCUAGGUAGGAAAAAAAUCAGACAAAAAUCACAAUUCCCCUUGAAGAUCCUAUCUUUUAAAAACCCAGAAUGGAGAAUUUAGCAGUUUGGAUCUUUUUUUUUUUUUAAGUGUAUUACUUGGAACGAGCUCUGAAACCUUGGGCAGGAGGAGCUGUACUGCCUGCUCACCAUGCAUUGCAGGCUGAUCUCUAAUUCCACCAGGAUGUGCACAAGGUCUUGAGCUGCCCUCAGUGCACAGAUGAGCAGCUCUGUGCCCAGAAUUCAAAGCCCUUUGGUUCCUUAGCCUGUCUGACCAUCUGAUGUCAAGGGCUUUCUGGAUAACUGACAGUUUGGACAUUAUUGAUGGUCAGGCACUAAUCAGUGAACUUCAGUAGGAGCUCUGUGGCCUUCAAUGAGAAGAAAAGGCCAAACCCACCUGUUUCUGAAACGUCCAGCAUUUACAAGGACUUCAGCUGACUUGGGAACAAGGGCUAGAGUUUGCUGAACAGAGCCCUCUUUCCUAACCCCCACCUGUUGGCAUAGCCCUGACAAAUGGACAACAACUUAGUUGUCCAGACAGGCUGAGGUAAAAUUAUGGUCCCCUGGGGAGGUGACAGGGGCAUCAGCAACUAUGCACGAUCUCUUAUACUGCAAGAGUCAUAUCUGGAUGUAUUAUUCUUGGACACAGUUUGGUGUGGCAGUCAUCUUCCUACUCUAAAUUACUAGUUAUUUAGCCAGCCCAUGGGUCUGACUUGGUCAUUGUGCCACUUGGUCACUCCUGCCUCCCUCCCCAAGGGCAGCACCAAACUAUAGAGAGCAUCAUAGUUUUGUAUGAGGCUGUGGUUUGAAAGCUGAGCCCAAAGGGCACUUCUUCCGGCUGCCCUCAAUAAUGUGAAUGGGUUAGUGCUAGGAGCCAAGGAGCAGGACUGGGUCAUCUUAUUUGACUAUGUGCAGAAUCAUUGAAAACCCUGCUUCUUGGGUUGAGCAGUCACAGAUUUUAUUCGGCUGUGCUGAGCAUCCAGACUCAACACCUCUGCCCCUUAACAGGGGCAGCCCUUUUUACUUGGUCCCCUUGGAUCUUCUCAACAACAGGAGCUGUCCUUUGUUGUUGGAAGUCAGGGCAGGGCUACCACGUUCCCUUGGCUUCAGAGAAUGGGAUGGGGAUGUUGGGAAGCGAGAGCUGCGUAUCAAAACUACUCUCCGCUUUAUUCCUUGACUGAGAGUUGGUGACUUGUAGAGGGGUGGGAGCCCUGAGUUUAGCAGGAACGGUGCUGCUUUAUUUGAAAUGUUUUCUUACCUCAUUCUGUGCCCCAGUAAGGGGCCCAUCCUGCCUUCUGGUUUGGUCCCAUGUUUCUCCUGUCCCUUGCUCUAUUGCCUGUUUGUUGCAGCCCAAGUUCCCAGGUGCUGCCUGCUACCCCGGCUUUCACAUUGACCAAUUUCAGUUCAUCUUUUGAUAACUCCUGUUUCUGAAGCCUAGCCAGUUUUCCUUUUCCUGGCCUCCUGUAGAAGACUCAGAAGAACCUUGCUUAGGUCUCCCUCUGUUGGGAUUGGGGUGGAAAGGUAACUUAAUUUUUGCAUUUGAAAGGCAGUGUCAUGCCUGAGCAUUUCUCCUUUGUAAGACUGCCCUGCUAAUUUUGCCCUCCUGCUGUGGCUUACUUAUGAGGAAUUAUACCUCCCCACCUCCACUUGGACACUGCCUCUCUUAAGACCUAAGCAGAAGAGCAGUAGAAGCUGACCCAUACACACAGGGAUGGAGUUGGUUCUGAUCCCUUUUCUCAACCCCUUGCUGUGCAUGUGUCUUUUGUCCUCCGAGAAGGAACUAUUUAAAUUGUUUGGACCAAUUUGGUUUAUAUGCUCAAGAGGGUUAAGGAAACCUUAGAGAUAAGGUCUCAAGAUUCUGUUUGUUACUGCAUUCUCCUAGAGUUGUCCUGAUAAGAGUUGAGACCUAGUUACAGAUUGGUCUUUAAUCCAAGAAUUGUGAUAAUUUUUAAUAAGUCAAACCUUGUUAGGAGCUAAAAUAAUUUUGAGGCCUAGGUUUUCUUUGCCCUUGACCUUUUGUAGACUACUCCUAAAAAAAAAACCAUUGCUGUCGAGUCAACUACUCCUAAGGGGAUGCAAAAGCAAAGGAGGAUUUCAGUGAGACUCCAGCCUAAUUUCAAGUGAUGUUGUGGAAGCAUGGAAGCAGGUUAAAGGUAAGGGUUCUGGUCCCUUCUUCCUUCAGAGAAGGAGCUCAGAGCAUAACAUUACUAUUUCUGCUCUGACUUUUUCUCAUCCUGGUUGGAGAAGGAAGAAGUGGAAAGUAGUUUUGAGUAAUGAUUUGUUCAUAUUACUUCCCCCUUUGUUUUGUCUCCCCUGCCUCCCCCUCAAAUCAUUUGAGUAUAUUCCCCUGCCCUGCAUGGGUAUGAGGUGGACUUGGUCCAACAGGUGUCCUGAGGGAACAAACUCCUUUAUUUUGGGGGGAGAGAAUGCUCCCUACCAUAUAAUUGAUAGUGGUUAGGAACUUUCCUACUCCCUACCUACCUUCCCUUUGACAGCAGAAUUCCCAUUCUUCCCACCUCGAUUAUGUGUAUCUAUCUCCCUGUAAUCCUAUUGUGUAUCUGAGUGUGUGUGUAUGGGGGGAAGGGGGUUCUUUAUAAAUUUCUGUGGUUUGUGGCUUUUUCUUCUAUACAUUAGUUCCCACCACCGCAUGCCCAGGGGCCAGUGCCUGGCAUUAUAGCAUGCUGGGAUCAUUAGGGGAGGGUAAUGAGGCUUACCACUGACCUUUGUUUUGGAGAUUCUUAUUUUUGCUAAAUAGUCGUUCGUUUACAGAUAACUAACUAAUUGUUGUGUAUUCCCCUUGCCCCUAUGGCUGCUGGUGUAAAUAAACUGCAUCUCCCCAUUGAUAACAGUAAUAAUAAACAGUUAAGCAAAAAUGACUAUUUGAGCUUUGUAUGUUCAUCUUUUAAAAUUGUACAUGUUGUUCAGGCAUUGACAUGGUAAAAUAAAUGUUGAAUCACUAUUGAA
This is a messenger RNA of Loxodonta africana (African savanna elephant), 3642 nucleotides long. RefSeq names its product ataxin 7 like 3B (gene ATXN7L3B). The coding region runs from base 297 to 590 and encodes 97 amino acids. Gene Ontology annotation, biological process: regulation of gene expression. NCBI's taxonomy places the organism in Eukaryota, Metazoa, Chordata, Mammalia, Proboscidea, Elephantidae. The transcript has a single exon. The record is from RefSeq and is a predicted model, not a curated record.